GGGAUCGCGCUCGCUACGCGCCGCCCGCCCAAACGAAUGCGCCCGCGCAUCUUAAUCAUAACACCACUUCAGUACAAAUUUUCUAUUAAAACGACGUAACAGCGAGCUGCUACGAUGGUUGCGGGAGACGUAACCAGGCGUGCAUCCAUCACAGCGCCGUCGAUGCACCGUCGGCCUUCAGCGCGACGCGGCUCACUCAUCAAAGGCUCACAGUCUACGUCACAGGAGGUGCCAUGGGACAUUAUCGACCGCUGCGCCCUACCGAUAGUACUGUGUCAUGCCUUGGCCGUGGUGCUAUCAACGGUGUUGAAUGCCCUGCAUCUAAGCUCCGUGUCAGUGUUCACACUCUUCCUCUGGUUCUCAAUCUCCGUCACCGGAUCUCUCUGGUUCUACCAUAAUCUACAGGUAACUGCAGCUGGAAAAGCUGUUCUGGUGACGGGCUGUGAUAACGUGCUGGGAAAUGCUCUCGCAAGACGUCUGGAUGAUCUCGGCUACCAUGUCUUCGCUGGAUUCCAAAGUAAAGCCGGUAACAUAGACGCCGACAUGCUCAAAGAAGACUGUUCUGGAAGACUGCACACGCUUCAACUUGACAUUACGUCAGAAACUCAGAUUCUCUCAGCGUCUCUAUACAUCGUGGAUCACCUGCCAGAGGGCGCGCAAGGGCUGUGGGCCGUUGUCAACUGCGAAUCGUGGUGUGCACUUGGUGAACUAGAAUGGGUGCCUUUCUCCGUCAUCAAGCGCGCGAUGGAUGUAAACUUGCUUGGUCCAGCUCGACUGGUGCAGGUGAUGCUACCCUUGGUGAGGCGUGCUCGAGGCCGUGUGGUGCUGGCCUCUUCGAUCCUCACCCACGUCGCAGCCCCUGUGCGAGGCGUCCAUGCUGCCUCGCUUGCUGCUUUGGAUGCUCUAGCUGCCUGCCUCCGCCGCGAGCUAAAACCACGAGGCGUCGAUUGCGUGGUGGUAGCAGCUGGUGAAUACACAACAGGCAGCGCUUGGCUCUCCGAAGAGAAACUUCUAGAACAAGCCCGUGAUAUGUGGAAGAGACUCAGCGACGAACAAAAAGGCGCAUACGGUGAAGACUACUUCGAAAACGCCCUGCGAAGCCUCGAGAAGUACACUAAAAGCGCCGACGCCGACCUGACCGCCGUGACACGUGCCCUCAGUGAUGGAGUGACACGCACGUUCCCGCUCGCACGCUACACGCCCGUCUCCCCCCGAGAGAAACUAAAGUCCUUACUCGCCGAGCACAUGCCAAGAUCCCUCUACGAAGGCCUCUACACUGAUUAAGCCUGCUCAACUCCAACAACUGAUAACCUCGGUUUACCUCUCACUAUAAACCUUUAUAUCUAUAACAACAAAUUUAAAUUUACACAGCGGGUGUAAAGGUCAAAUGUGAAAAACAAAGUAUAACCGACGGCGCCGUUCAUACCUACCAUGUAAAUGCGAAUUCGCUUUCAUCUCGAACUUUCAGUUUACGGGAUGAAAAUGUUAAAGUUAUGAUAUUCGCGGUAGGUCCUAAAAUAUAUUUAUUGUUACCAUCUGGAGAGUAUGCCAUUCGUCAAAUCAUUUUAAGACGGUACGAUGCUGGAAUAUCGUUAUUCAAGGAAUUGCACUGGAAUAUACAAAUAUAGAUGUAUUCAAGGAGCUGGCAUACUGGUUAUCUUCGUGCAAUAAACAAUUAGCAUCUACAUAAUACGUGGGUAACGUGGUUCGCGUGUGCCAAAUGAAACUCUCUUGCCGAG
This is a messenger RNA of Spodoptera exigua (beet armyworm), 1739 nucleotides long. The record is from the annotation of a GenBank genome assembly. Lineage: Eukaryota; Metazoa; Arthropoda; Insecta; Lepidoptera; Noctuidae.